Molecule: messenger RNA, 1076 nt
Organism: Salvia splendens (bonfire salvia)
Lineage: Eukaryota; Viridiplantae; Streptophyta; Magnoliopsida; Lamiales; Lamiaceae
Product: membrane-anchored ubiquitin-fold protein 2-like
Exons: 4
Coding region: 576-944 (122 amino acids)
Source: RefSeq, a predicted model, not a curated record
AUAAAGAAAAAGAAAUGAAGAUGGUUAAAGUGAACCAUCACACCUAAUUGCCAGUUAAGGAAGGAAUAUCUACAAUAGAAAUUUGUUGUAAAUGUCAAUUAGUACUUAAUAUAUUACUAUAAUUGUUAAUUGCCACAACUGUAAAUGUCAAUUAGUAAUUCUAAAUCAUGGAAGGCGAAAAAGCAAAAAGCAAAAUCUAAGUCGAUUUUGCCAUAGAAUUUGGGAAAUAGCAUUGGAAACUACGGAACACACUUGUUUUUGUCUGAUCAUUUUUUUAUCACUAAUUAAUAAUCAAUUAGCAUUUGAUGAUCUAUUAUUACAAAGUUUAUAAUAUCAUUAAUUUAGUGCUAAUGAAAAUCAUCCUGUGUGUUUUCUUGAAAAAAGUUUCGGACUUGCUGUGAAACAAAAAAGAAGGGAACCCAAGAUCAAAUAAGACAAGUAUAUGGAACUUGGGUGGCUUUUGUGAAAGUCUUUGCAGAGAAGAUUUCUUGAUUUGGCCUAAGCAUCAUUGAAGAUUGAUUGAUUAUUGCUUUGUGGAAGAGGUGUUUCUUAUCUGUGUAAAUUAGUUUGAAGAGAUGUCUGCAGCUCAAGAUCAGCUGGAGAUCAAGUUUAGGUUAACCGAUGGCUCAGAUAUUGGCCCGAGAAACUUCCCUGUAGCCACGAGUAUCGCUACAUUGAAGGAGAAUAUCAUAGCAGAAUGGCCUAGAGAGAAAGAAGACGGGCCGCAUACAGUAAAAGACAUCAAGUUGAUCAGUGCAGGGAGGGUACUGGAGAACAGCAGAAGUGUGGGCGAAUGCAGGAGCCCGUUGUAUGAUAUCCCAGGAGGCGUCACCACCAUGCACGUUGUCGUUCAACCACACGUUCUAUCUCGUCAAGAUUCUCUCUCAUGCUUGCAGAAACGAAACCACAAACUGACACGAAGCAGAGCAAAUGCGCGUGUGUGAUAUUAUGAUGUGCAGAUUGAUAGGCUCUUAGAUCCAUCUACUUGAGUUAGAGAUUGUUGGAGACGAUGAUGAAUGUUUCUUUUGCUUUUUUUAAAAUUUCCUUGUGAUUUAUUGGAAUCUUGGUUUAGUUUA